This is a messenger RNA of Aspergillus alliaceus, 783 nucleotides long. Its product is annotated as 60S ribosomal protein eL33. Gene Ontology annotation, molecular function: structural constituent of ribosome. Lineage: Eukaryota; Fungi; Ascomycota; Eurotiomycetes; Eurotiales; Aspergillaceae. Gene Ontology annotation, cellular component: ribosome; cytosolic large ribosomal subunit. The transcript is spliced from 6 exons. The record is from RefSeq and is a predicted model, not a curated record. Bases 135 to 464 code for a protein of 109 amino acids. Gene Ontology annotation, biological process: ribosomal large subunit biogenesis; cytoplasmic translation.
ACACCCUCGCAAAUUGUGAACAUUGUCCCAUACCUAUCGAAGCGACGACAACCACGACAACCCGAACGACAUUUUUGCGGGUCAUUUCCUCGACUUGUUUGCGUUGCCCGCUGUUGCUCAGAACCGCCGUCAAAAUGCCUUCGGAACAAGGUCACAGACUCUACGUCAAGGGACGUCACCUGAGCUACCAGCGCUCCAAGCGCCAGGUCAACCCCAACACCAGUCUGAUCAAGAUCGACGGUGUUGACAACACUGAGUCCGCCAACUUCUACCUGGGCAAGAAGGUCGCUUUCGUUUACCGGGCUAAGCGCGAGGUUCGCGGUUCCAACAUCCGGGUGAUCUGGGGCAAGGUUACUCGUCCUCACGGUAACUCUGGCGUUGUCCGUGCUCAGUUCCGUCACAACCUCCCCCCCAAGUCUUUCGGCGCUACUGUCCGCGUCAUGCUCUACCCCUCCAACAUCUAAACGACUUGGUUUUAUUAUGUGUUAGUUGGCACUCCGGAAUCUUCGCGCAGACAGUCGGGCAAGGAGUCGACGGUAUGAGCCGAUGUUGAGAUGGAGUUGGCGGGUUGGUAAUGUUCGUGGGAGAGGCAGGGCCGAACAAGCCCUACGAAUUAAAAUAAAAGAACUUUUUAUGUCUUACAGCAUGGAUAUCUGUCAAUUAUUAGGCAUUAGAAACGCUUGACCCGUUUUCAAUACCGGCGAGCAUCAUGUGUCUUUUCUGACACCAUGGCUUCACCACCCGGCGCUCAUCACCAAUCAAUAUACCAUUUCAGCAUGAUCA